This is a messenger RNA of Epithele typhae, 843 nucleotides long. RefSeq names its product Clavaminate synthase-like protein. The record is from RefSeq and is a predicted model, not a curated record. Lineage: Eukaryota; Fungi; Basidiomycota; Agaricomycetes; Polyporales; Epitheliaceae. The transcript has 5 exons. The annotation marks the transcript as partial. Gene Ontology annotation, molecular function: dioxygenase activity.
AACCACGGCGUACACGAGGAAGCGGAAGGUAUGUUUGCGAUGGGCGAAGAGACGAUCGCUCUUACCCUCAAGGAGAAGCUCCUCUUUGAGCAGGGAGACCAAGGUGUUUCGUUCGGGUACGCAGACAUAGGCACGCGCGACGUACCUGAGUUUGUCAACAUCUUCAAGGACGACACGCACGCCUGGCCGGCGGUUGCACGUCGCACGUACCCCUCCGCCGUCAACGCGCCGAUGGAGUCUAUCGUCACGCCGUUUGUGAAGAACUCGCUCGCGAUCAGCAACCACCUCAUCGGUGUCCUCACCGACAAGCUCGGGCUCCCUGCGGGCACGCUUGCGUCUUUGCACAAGGUUGGGGGGUUCAGCGGAUGUACGGCGCGGUUCAUCAGAGCGCCGUCGUAUCCUGGGCUGGAGAAGACAUUCCUGACGGUACACACGGACUUUGGGUCCUUGUCGUUCUUGCACAACCGCCUCGGCGGCUUGCAGGUGCUCCCGCCCGGGCCUGACCAGUCGUUCUACGUCAAGCCCCUGCCCGGACACGCGAUCCGCAACAUCGGCGACGCCCUCAACAUCUUCUCCGACGCCAUUCUGCGCUCCAACAUCCACCGCGUUGUCCCGCCUCCACGGGCCCAGGCCGAGUACAAGUGCCACACUGUCGUGUUCUUCACCCGCCCGAACGACGCCGUGGAGCUGCGCGCACUGUCCGCGGAGAGCGAGCGCAUCGCUGCGGCGGUCGCCAAUGCGCCCCCCAGGAAGUACGCCCCUGGGGUGACGGCGAUGGAGUGGCUGGUGAGGAGGGUCAAGUCGCAGCGGGUGACAACUACCAGGUGUGUCCUGUUCCGCUGA